AUGUUGGAAAAGUGUCCCAAUGGGGACUAUAGCACAUAUUCUGAGAAAGCUGUAGGAUCUUCAGAGUGGUUCAUUAUUAGAAAGCAUCGUGUCAGAAGAUAUGUAUAUUCAAAUUUCAUAACUUUUGAGUGGGACAACCCAUGUUUCGUCAAAACCAAGCCUGAAAUUAUUCAAUAUUGGGGAUAUCCAGUAGAAGUUCACAAAGUAUUAACUAUGGAUGGCUAUAUACUCACCUUGCAUCGGAUACCGUAUGGCAGAAUAGAAGUUCACAAAGUAUUGACUAUGGAUGGCUAUAUACUCACCUUGCAUCGGAUACCGUAUGGCAAAAGUAUGAAUGGUUGCAUAUUGCUUAUUAAACUACAUUUUUAUACAAGCAUUGGACAUAAUUUCAAAAUGGCAUUUAAAAUUAUAGAUUGUAGACAGCUGACAGCAAAUCGACCUGUAAUUUUUCUGCAAUCUGGUCUACUUUGCUCCAGUGCACAUUGGGUGCUCAAUUUGCCACAUCAAUCUGCUGGCUUUGUCUUUGCUGAUGAAUGCUUUGACGUAUGGCUAGGCAAUAUGCGAGGAAAUGUUUAUUCCAAAGAACACAUCAGGCUCAACAGCCUAAUAAGCGAUUUUUGGAAAUUCAGAACUGUAUAUGAUAAAAACUGA
Messenger RNA from Strongylus vulgaris, 651 nucleotides. The record is from the annotation of a GenBank genome assembly. Lineage: Eukaryota; Metazoa; Nematoda; Chromadorea; Rhabditida; Strongylidae.